Messenger RNA from Doryrhamphus excisus (bluestripe pipefish), 3691 nucleotides. RefSeq names its product MIT, microtubule interacting and transport, domain containing 1 (gene mitd1). The record is from RefSeq and is a predicted model, not a curated record. NCBI's taxonomy places the organism in Eukaryota, Metazoa, Chordata, Actinopteri, Syngnathiformes, Syngnathidae.
UGCAACGAUAAAGUUUCCCAGGGGAUAUAUUUUGCCGGCGUCCCCCUGGCAAACCAGAAAGGGGACACGCAGUUAUGUUUAUGCUGGCGUUCCAUUCAUUUUAUGUCACCUACUUUAUGUAACUACGUAAAUAUUAUUGUAAGAAAACAUGACUCAAAAUCAUCUUUCAGGCAUGGAGACGUCCGCCGUCUCUGUACUGAAGAGGGCGGUGGAGUUGGACCAGAGUGGCCGCUUCCUGGAGUCUCUUGUUUGCUACCAAGAGGGCGUCCAACUGCUCAUAGACGUCUUGAAAGCAGUGAACGAUGAGUCAAAGAAAGGACACUACAGGGAGAAGAUCAAGGGCUACAUUGACAGGGCAGAGCAAAUCAAAGCUCAUGUGAACCAAAUGAAAGAAGACGGGAAGUACCACGAGCAGAUCAAGAUAGCGGAGGAUGCCACAGGUUACAGCUAUGAAGCAGUUUUCAAGCCUUACAUCAGCAACACACUCACAGAAGUGUGGGUGGAAGACCCAUACAUACGACACACUCACCAGCUGUACAACAUCCUGCGGUUCUGCGAGAUGUUACUCAAAGCAUCCUGCAAGGUGAAAACCAUCCAUCUCCUUACAUCAUCAGAUGAGGGCGACGCUAGCCAACAGAGAAGCGCUCUCGGCGAGCUGAAGGACAGCCUCAAUGCUCACGGCGUCACACUGGACCUGCAGUACUCCUCCACCAUCCAUGACAGGGAGAUCAGGUUUGAUAACGGGUGGAUCAUCAAAAUCGGAAGAGGGCUGGAUUACUUCAAGAGACCCAAAGGCCGAUUCUCCAUUGGAUAUUGUGACUACGACCUGAGGCAGUGCCACGAGACCACAGUAGACAUUUUCCACACAAAACACACAAAAACCCUAUGAGGAAGUUGUCCUCAUUUUUUUUAAAACCCUAUGAGAAAGACAUUCUCAUUUUUUAAAUUUCAUAUUGAUCUGUCUUAACACUUGUAAUAUAUAACAAUAAUGUAAUCUCCUAUCAACAUCUGUUGUGAGAUAUUUUUUCAAAUGCUACUCUUGAGAGUUGGAAACUGGGUGUUGGUUAGUAUUGUAAUAAAAAUAUAUUUUUAAAUAUUUUUUUAAUGCAUUAGAAGACCUAGGUUUGAUUCUCCGCUUGGCAUCUCUGUGUGGUGUUUGCAUGCGUGGGUUUUCUGUCCGGGUUUCCUUCCACAUUCCAAAAACAUGCUAGGUUAAUUAGCGACUCCAAAUUGUCCAUAGGUAUGAAUGUGAGUGUGAAUGGUUGUUUGUCUAUAUGUGCCCUGUGAUUGGCUGGCCACCAGUCCAGGGUGUACCCCGCCUCCCCGCCCUGCCUCUAAUUGAAGUAGUAAUCCACACAGCCUACACCGAGUUUCCUUAGUAUAACAUUAAUAGUAUUAUUAUGAGCAUUAUAACAUUUUAUUAUUACAUUUGUGUGUUAACUCUGUGGAGGUUGUUGAGAAAUUGUUUGAAUGAAUUAUAACCCGUGUGACUUCAACCUAUGAUCGGAUUAUCUAUCGGCCUUAAUCUCGAUAUGCACAGUUCUCAUCUGCAUGCCCACGAGGGAAUAUGAUAAUCCUUAAGAGAGGCACAUAAUUAUCACAAUGAAUGUUUGUUUAUAAACUGUUUAUUUCAGUAUGUGCAUGGUGAUAUUAGAGCGAGCCUUACAUGUUAUCUUGAGGUGUAGAUUACAUCAAAUUUAUCCAUGAAUGCAGGAAUAAAGCAAAGGGCUCAAUGCACAUGCUUCAUGGGGUAGAACACACCAACAUCUGGUCCUGUGGGGGGGAUUUGCGUAAUGACAAGCCUCAUCGGGGAAGACAAAUACAAAUAUACUGUUAAAAAAAAAAAAAAAAAGCUUCCCACUUCCGGCUUGCUCCCUCCUCCUUGUUGAUUCCAACCUAGUGGCCUACAUAGUGCUUCCCAUCUCUGGUGUGCGUGAUUCACUUGUGUGUUCCAGGGAUCUAUUAGGGGUAAGGCAUUUUUAAUAAUCCUGUAAUGGCAAAUUAUUACAAUUAACCAACCCUGUGGCGACCAGGGAUGUUUUUAGCCUUUAUAUGUAGUUUUAUUUAUAAAUGUUUUUUCCUUUUAUUCAGUACAGCUUCACAUGUGUUUUGACAGUAUGUAUUCACACAUUGGGGCUAAAAUCACCAAAAACCUUAAAUCUGAGAAGGGACAUUUUUAAUAUUUUUGAUAUUUUUGAUAUUUGUGUAAUGAAUCUUAGAACUUAGAACACAAAUACGGUGUAGAACAUAAUUCACAAACUUGUGCAAAUUUAGCAAAUUAAAUAAAUGUGGUAAAAUAUUUUUCAUAAUAACCUUCAAGCCUCAGGAAGUUACUCUUUAGUAACUAUAUACACAACAAAUAAUGUCUCCUAUUCCAAAAAAAAUGUGUUUGUCCGCUUCAACAAAGCUGAAUAUGGAUCAGCCAGAUGGAGCCGUGAUGUGUGUCUUUGCAUCAGUUGGCCACUUGGCGGCAGUGUUGUCUUAUAUUCCUCCAUCUCCCACUGCAACCAAACGGCUGCUCAUGCUGUAAUUAUUUGAUGAUGAGCUUUCAGGUUUCAUUCCUGGCUUUACUUUCACUUUCAAUGUGGGGGCUGUGGCGGUUAUGGCUUGAAUUGAUUUUUUUUUCUUCCCCCCCUUGCAUACACCCUCAUUAGAAUGCCACCCCGGGCAAAUUGUCCAUCGGGCCCCUAGCUAGAACCGCUACUGCGUUCUUGCCUCAAAAUACAACAUCAUUGCCAGUGUUGAUCAUUAAUCUGGUUUCAGCAUUUCAAGACUCAUAUACAGUUUGAAGUCUGCCCUUUGAUUUGAAAGGUAGUGUCUGUGUGGCUUCACAUUGAAUACAUUGUAUAAUACACUAAAAUGUAUUAUUACUAGCUCAAAAUGUAUUAUAAUUUUAUAUAGUGGCCAGGCCCACAGAGUACUAGGCACCUUAUGAGAGACAGGAAGUUUAUUCAGGGUUAUUUUUCUCAAUGUCCAGAUCCCUUUAAAUAAUAAUAUCCAAUAAAAUAAAAAAACACAAACAAUUGUUCAUUAUAAUACAAAUUCUAAGAAAAUAUGUGUGACCUGUCAUGUUUUGCUGUUUCAUUUGGCUUUUUUACCCCCAGAAAAAAGAUGAUGAUAACCACAGAACCCAACAGAAAACAUAAAGAAACGGGGUCUGUCUGAUCCGUAUCCGUUCGGUACACAAAUUAAUUUUACAGUGUCUGGGAUAAUAGCGACUAACUAGCAAUGCCAAUAAAAAACAUAAGUACUUUGAUUUGUUUAGUUGUAUUGUUCGGUGGUUCAAUGUUGUUGUUUUUUACACUUGAAUGACUUGAAUAUUUCCUGUACCUUUCAUUUUUUUAUUGUUUGAAUCAUUUAACGUAGAAUAAGUCAGUGUCCGAUACUUGAACACUCAUUCCUGUCCUCUUUCCAACUGGAGUUUUUUUUUUCUCUCUCCCUCCCGCUUCCCUCCUCCCUCCCUCGCUCUGUUACUCUCAUUUCUGUGCCUAAAAUCAGGUUAGUGUUUUAUAAGAAGCUUAGCGCAGAGGGCCACAGUGUGCUACUAAUGUAAUAGGGUAUCUCUCUCGCUCUCUCCGUCUCUUCUGUCCUCUUUUCUCUUAUUGUGCAUGUUGUCCUCGUCCCGCCAUGGAAUGACCUUCUCUCUCUCUCUCUCUCUCUCUCCUUCCACUCACCCCCUCCCUUCUGCCUC